This is a messenger RNA of Suncus etruscus (white-toothed pygmy shrew), 2030 nucleotides long. It is a transcript of the gene C6H1orf94, whose product is annotated as chromosome 6 C1orf94 homolog. Lineage: Eukaryota; Metazoa; Chordata; Mammalia; Eulipotyphla; Soricidae. Bases 1 to 1785 code for a protein of 594 amino acids. The transcript has 7 exons. The record is from RefSeq and is a predicted model, not a curated record.
AUGAAGGGCAGCUGCUGGUCCCCUGGUGUUCGAACCCUGGGUGGACAGAGGGGUAUCAGCAAAGAGAAGAACAUGGCCAGUGGGAAUGGGCUCCCUUCUGCCUCUGCCCUGGUGGCCAAGCGCCCCUCCGCCCUGGGCCCAUUCCCCAGAUACAUCUGGAUUCACCAGGAUACCCCCCAAGAUAGUUUAGAUAAGACUUGCCAUGAAAUCUGGAAGAGAGUUCAAGGCCUGCCAGAGGCCUUGCACUCUAGGACAUCCAAGGAGCAGCUCCCUGGGCCGCUGCUGAGUAACAGCAGUCUCAGCUUUCAAGAAGAAGCUCUGGACUUCAGUAGCUGCAAAGAUGAGAUCUCCCUAUUGGUGGAGCAGGAGUUCUUGAACCUCACCAAGGAGCAUGUCUUCCUUGUCACAGAGAGCCCAGGGACAUUGGAAGGACCUCACAAGUCUCCAGAGAGCCCCAGAACCUUGCCCCCCUGCCUUCUUAAACCCCCCUUGAUGGCAGGCAGCAGCGAGCACCCAGGAGCCUCUCCCAGUGACAAACUUCUGGAGCCAAAGAUGACCAUGUCCCUUCUUGGUGGCCGGCAAGACUAUGAUUCUGCCAUGUCUACAGUCACAGGCAUCCUACGUGCUGCCAAGGUCAAGAGUGCUAAGGGGUCUGAGGUAGGAAGUCGUAGCCUAAGCACCACCAACUCCGAGAUCAGCAAGCUCCUGGCUCAGUUCCCUCUGAAGUCCACAGAAACAAGCAAGACCCCUGAUAACAAGAUGGUGCGGAAGGAAACAAAGGUUAUCAAGGAUUUCCUGCAGAACAGCAUGUUCAAUGGCCCUGGACCCAAGGAACCUGCUGGGCUGGGCCCCUUCUUGUUGUUACCACCCCCACCUCCUCCCUCAUCCCCAGAGAAGCCGUUUGAUACCUCUGCUCAGAAGAGGCAGCUACCAGUGUUUGCCAAAAUCUGUUCCAAACCCGAGGCUGACUCCCCCAUGGAGGGGCACAGCUUGAUGGAACGAAACCCUGGUGCCAAGGAACCCACCAAAAAUAGAGAGAGCCUCUUUUUCAGUCAGUGGCCCCAGGGCCGGAAGGACACUCGUGAUGAGGAGGCAUGCAGUGAGCCAGUGGGCUCUGCGUCCACAGCCCAAGCAGCCAAGAAGCCUGCAUGGCCAGCUGAGAAGAACCUGUUAUAUGAAUUCUUGGGGGCCACCAAGAACCAGAGUGGGCAGCUGAAGCUUCGAAGCAAAGUGGAUGUGGAAGGAUUGGAACUGAAAUGUAACCCUCCUGUGACAGCUGCAGACAAGAACAACUUCAAAUUCUCAGGAAAUAUGUUCCCCCCGCGCUUUGCUCCCACCUUGACCUCGGCAACCCUCAAUCAGCCGCUCUGGCUCAACCUCAACUAUCCUCCUCCACCCAUGUUCACCAAUCACUCCACCUUCCCGCAGUAUCAGGGUCUGUACCCUCAGCGGGCAGCAAGGAUGCCUUAUCAGCAGCCCCUGCACCCCCAACUGGGCUGCUACUCCCGACAGGUGACACCCUACAAUACUCAGCAGACAGGACAGCAGAUUUUCCGUUCUUCUUACACUCCACUGCUGAGUUACAUACCCUUUGUGCAGCCCAACUAUCCAUACCCUCAAAGGACACCGCCCAAGCUGCCGACCAAUCCACGCGACCCUUCCCCUAUGGCAGGUGAUGGGCCACAGUUCCUCUUCCCCCAGGCCUAUGGGUUCGGUUCAACAUCCAGUGGACCCCUGAUGAACAGCCCCUACUUUCCCUCCAGUGGAAAUGGCAUUAAUUUUUAAAUCUACUACUCUUUUCUUUCCUUCUACCUUAGCCCUUGGAUCAAGGCUAAGGGCUUUGGAAUUCUGAAUUCUGCGACAGCUUGGUUUGAAGUUUGGAAAGCCAAGGUUCCAACCAGGUCACAGAAAGAAAACAGCAAGACCAGUCUCAUGUAUUAACCAACACUCAGACACAUACAGUUCCCCCCCUCACACACAGCCCUGCUUAUACAAAUGUGCACACAUACACCCACCCACCCACACACACA